UACGGUUGUCUACGUACAAUAGCACUUUAUCUGGUUCAAACAAUUAUUUGUAAUUUUUUUAAAUUAUCAUUCAGAUAGUUGUGAUAUAAUUAAAUAAGUUUUCAUGAUGAUCAUCCUGCGAUGUUUGUUUAUAUUAUUUAUCUGUGGAUACUGCAACGCAAAAUUUCAUCAUCAUAAAGAUAGCAGUUACUUGAAUCACGUGCAGUUGGUGCAUCAAUUUAGAUGUUCGUUGCCACAGCCACGUGCCGUACGUGUAGAAGAGCUUUUAUCGGUUGGUCCAAGUCCAGACGAGAUUUUUUAUCCAAUCUCAACAGUUCUGGCACGCUGUGGUGGUUCCGGAUGUUGUGCAGAAGAAAGUCAAAUAUGUGGACCAAUUCAAACCAGGAACGUUAGUUUAGUCUUCAUGGUAAAACAUCGCAUUGAUCAGCAACGAGACCGACAUCAUGAAAUCAUUCAUGCAGUAGAACAUCUCAAAUGUGCUUGUGUCGAUAAAGAUCGAGAAAUAUUUUCUUAAAUUAAGCAAAUAAAAAUUGCAUUUGUAUUUACUUAAAUCAUUAAUAUGUUAUUCUACAAAGUUAUAUAAAAACCUGUGAUAUUCUU
Messenger RNA from Chelonus insularis, 600 nucleotides. Its product is annotated as vascular endothelial growth factor A-A-like. Gene Ontology annotation, cellular component: membrane. Bases 104 to 514 code for a protein of 136 amino acids. Gene Ontology annotation, molecular function: growth factor activity. The record is from RefSeq and is a predicted model, not a curated record. Lineage: Eukaryota; Metazoa; Arthropoda; Insecta; Hymenoptera; Braconidae. The transcript is spliced from 2 exons.